AGCAGACGAAAAAAAUUUCAGAAAAUUGGAACUGCGAGUAAGGUGGAGGAAUUGCAGAGUUUGCAAUUAAAAGAAGCAAAUAUUCUACAGCUAUUUUAUGUGUUGUGAUAAUUAAGGCCCAGUUAUUUUGUGCUGUAAGAAUAGAUUUGAAAAAGGUGUGUAGAUAGAAAAAUUAUGGAAAUGUCUCACACUACGAUCGAAGCAACCGAAACGAAUUUUUUACUCCAAUUAAGCCAGACUGCAAUCCACUUCGAACCUGUUACAAAAAUAACGAAUGUUUUCUACGAUGAAGUGACUCGACAGGUGUUCACAGUUCGAUCAGGUGGAGCAACAGGUGUGAAUGUCAAAGGCCCAAAAAUGAAAAACCCAAUAAAUUUUUGUGUGGAAGAUAAAGGAGCUGUACAGUCUAUAAAAUUCUCUCCUGAUCAACAAAUCCUAGCCAUUCAGCGGACUUCAAAAUCAGUUGAAUUUCAGAAUUUUUCAAAUCAAGUGCCUGAUGGUGUAGAAUACUCUCAGCCAUGCAGGGGAAGUUCUACGAUCAUCAUAGGAUUUGUUUGGGUUUCAAAUACUGACUUUAUUUUGGUCACCAAUCAAGGAAUAGAACAUUAUCAAGUAAUUUCAGACAAAAGAUAUCUGAGAGCAGUAAAAAAUCACAGCAUUCAGGGCAACUGGUUUGUCUAUUGCGCUUUGUCUGGACUUUUACUGGUAUCAUCUGGUCCUCUUGGUACUAGUCUCCAACCAUAUCUGUUCAAAAAUCAUCAGCUUUUACGUCUAACAAAAUUUGAAGUUGAUUUUCCUAAUCCUCCACAACCCGCCCGCCUUUGUCUCGUCGAGAGAGACGUUACUCCAACUGUGCUUUACAACCAAAUGAUGGUACUGGUCCUCAAGCAUCCAAUAAAACCAAAUCCCACAAGCAGCCGGGAAGUAACAGGCAAAUCUGAAAUCGUCGUGUACACUUUGUGCAAAGACUCGCCUCCUCGGAAAACUCACAUACUUCAAUUAGAAACCAGUGGCAAACUAGCUGUAAGCAUUCUGGACAAUUUAAUCGUCGUUCACCAUCAAGCUUCCAAAACGUCAUCUGUUUUUGACAUAAACUUAACGGGUGAAUCUGACGGUCGAGUGGUGACGCUGCAUCCGUUUCUAGCCUCCGUCACUAUUCGCCCAUAUUUCCUCAAUAUCCCUGCCUCAGCUGCCAUGCUAAAUCACGAGCCUUCAAAGAUGAGUUGCGAGCUGUAUUCUCCAAAUUGGGUUUUUUUCCAGCCCAAUAUCAUCAUUGACGCUCUUUUAGGCUGUCUCUGGAGCCUGGAAUUAGUCUUGACUCCCUUAAUUGAUAUGGCCGAAAAUCCAUGCGAAUUAUUUGAUUUUCUUCUACAAAGAACAGAUGCUAAGCCUACUGCGAUGGCGGUCUUGAGUCGACUAAUGUGUUUCCCGCAUUCAUUGAGUGUUGAUUUGCCUGUUCUUGGCCGAGUAUUUGACAAACUUAAUGAAGCAUACCGUAAUCAAUUGGACAUCGAGAUUCAGAGUCAAAUUGCAAUGCCAGCCGGAGCUUUCCAGUUGGCUACCGGAUCAACCUCCCGACGACCUAAUAUGGUCAUUGAUCAGACUAAUAUAUACUCUCGCAUCCUGUCGCCAAUGAUAGAAAACAAGCCAGUGGGUGAAGCAUGUGAUCGUUUCAUCGUAGCCAUUGUCAGUGAGUACAUUCGCUCUCUCGUCCAAUACCACAUUCCAGUUCAGCACUUCAUUUAUGAAGUACUCAUCGAGGCUUUCGCUCGUUUGGGGCAGUUCUACCAACUUCAUCAGCUCUUCCAGUACCAUGCAGUAGCUGAUUCAAAACCAUUGGCAUGCCUACUGCUCUCUUUGGAAAGCGUGUAUCCAGCAGCCUAUCAGCUCGCGAUCGACAUGCUUAAGAGAAUUUCAAAUGCCAAUGAAGAAAUUGUAGAAAUCUUACUAUCCAAGAACAAAGUCCUGUCAGCUUUAAGGUUCGCUCGGGAUAUGAUUCCGAUUGAAAGCAUCUCAGCUCGCAAAUUUCUCGAAGCGGCUCAAAACUCUCAGGACCCCUCCGUUUUUUAUGGUGUCUACCAAUAUUUCCAGCAGCGCAACCAACGCGCCCGCGGGAGUCCAGCAUUUUUGAAAGGAGAACACUGCGAGGUGUAUAGCCGUCAUUUUAAGCUACUAUUUGGCGACGGUGAUUCGAAUAUUAGUCUAUCCGAUUCGCUAACGAUGGGAUAGCGAAAUAAUCAAGUGACAAGCCUUUAGGAAAGAAAAAUGAUAGCAAAGACUAGUUGUAUUUUUCACGUAUCAUUUUUUCGUGUGAUUAUACAUAAUAUAUAUAUAUAUAUAGAAUUUGAGUUCCAAAGUUGCGGGGUACUCGACGAGGUCAAAUGGAUUUUCAGAUUCUGCUAAAAAAAAAGGGGGGAUCCGUCAAGUACGUUUAAACAUAACUCUUUCUCCUUUUGUUCGCCAUUUUUAACAUGCACGAGUCGGGUCGUCGUAGAAGCUGGUCAGGUGCAGGGAACAAAUUACAUGGCGCAAUUGUCUUUCAGACUUCCAAAAAUUGCGCAAGAAAUUAAGGGAAUAAAAAUUUGGCAAACUUCCAAUCGAUACACAAAUUAGGGAGACUACAGAAAGUUGUUAAGAAUAAGGAGAACAUAAGAAAGGCUGUUUAACGAUAAGGUGUUGAUCCCCGGAAU
This is a messenger RNA of Daphnia magna, 2690 nucleotides long. RefSeq names its product regulator of MON1-CCZ1 complex (gene Bulli). Bases 175 to 2229 code for a protein of 684 amino acids. Gene Ontology annotation, biological process: regulation of autophagy. Lineage: Eukaryota; Metazoa; Arthropoda; Branchiopoda; Diplostraca; Daphniidae. The transcript is spliced from 5 exons. Gene Ontology annotation, cellular component: late endosome membrane; Mon1-Ccz1 complex; lysosomal membrane. The record is from RefSeq and is a predicted model, not a curated record.